CGGCCAAACAUUGCGUCAUUACCUGUAACGGGUUCGUUAUCACAAGAACGGGGGUAGUUCGGGGAGUCGUCUCUGAACCAGCUACGCACAAGCAGUAACACCGUUCUUAGUCAUCGUAUCAACAUAAUGGACCAGUCCAACACUACCAUGACCGACAGCUUCCCGAGGUUCACCCGAGCCCUGGUUCGGCAAGUUCCGGAGUCCAUUCGUGAACACUCGGAAGCCGUCGAAACCUACAAGAGAGACCGAUACUACCGAGGAUAUGAAUUUGAGAGAAUAGAUAUUGCUAAAGCCCGAGAAGAGCACGAGCGGUACACGCAGACCCUGCGGGACCUGGGGCUGGAGGUGACCGUCCUACCGGCGGACGAGUCCACUCCGGACUGUCCGUUUGUGGAGGACACCUGUGUGGUGGUCGGGAACAGAGCGCUGGUGACCAGGCCAUGGGGAGGACCUAGGAGAAGGGAGCUUGACUGUGUGGAGACGUGUCUGAAAAGCCUUGGACUGGAAGUGCACAGGAUUCAUGAUGAGAAGGCGAAACUGGAGGGGGGUGAUGUCGUCUUCACAGGAAAGGAGUUCUUCGUCGCCGCAUCAGAAUGUACCAACAAAGCUGGCCGAAAAGCCCUGGCCAACACGUUCCCAGAGUACCCUGUCCACACCAUCCCAGUCUUGUGGCCAGAGUUCCAUCUGAAAGGCGUGGCGUGCUGUGCGGGACCGGGCGUCAUGGUGCUGGGGAAGAACAAGGAUGGCAAGAGGGCAUGGAAGAAGAUUCUGGAAAAAAGUGAGUUCACGUAUGAACCUGUGUGGGUGCCUGACAAUACUGCUGUGGACUGUAUUCACGUCAACGGAAACGUCAUUCACUGUACUGAAAAGCAGGGACCAAAAAGCAUGAAGGUGUUUGAGGAGAAACUCUCUUGCUUCAACCGGGUGCCAUGUUCUAUCGGUGAGCUGGGGAAGGUGGACGCAGCCUUGUCGUGUUGUUCUGUCCUUUUCUAGAAUCCCGGUCUGGAACGCCGAUCGUUCUAGGAUCGCAAACUGAAAGCACUCUUGUGAUAGAAAAAGAAGAGCUUUAUUUCGCAACAGAUGUAGCGGGUACAACGUAUGACAAAAUAUACAUAGCUGGUGAUGCUAACAUACAUGCAUACUUGGUGAUGCUAAGAAGAUCUAACAGUUCUACUAACUGUACUAAGGAAUCUGGUCUACUUUCAUAAACUAUGUAUAACAAUUUGAUAAAGAGACACUAAUCAUACUAAUCUAACUCUGUUGAUAGUAAUAUAUUGUGUCAGGAAUUUAUUACAUUUUCUCAUUUGUCAGCGAAUUGUGUAUAAAUUGGCAUAUGCAUAUUGGAUAUAUUGACAGGACAUGAUAGUAGCAUAUUGAAUAUCUUUGUCUUUGUAUGGGGUAGUGUUAUAUCGGUCUUUCAUGUAACAUAUUGUAACAAUUUUUGUCGGUUUUCAUCAUAAGUAGGGCAAUCUAUUAUAAAAUGUAAUUCGUUUUCAACGCCUUUAUGACACAUGGGACACAGUCUCCUAUUGGCUUUAGUAUUACAGACAUUUAAGUAUACAGAACGUCUUUCCUGGUAGCGGGUUAUGUCACAAAUUGUUCGGCAUGAAAAUUGUACAAAUUGAAAGCAAUUUUAUACAAGUGGGAAAAAGCGCAAUACUAACAAAAAAAUCAAAGCCGGUAGUUUUAUAUCAAAAGAUUAUAAUACCCCGGAAGAUUUUUUUAGAUAUAAAUAUAUCGUAUAUAUUAUCCAUUUUUGUAUUUCGAAUAAUGUAUUAGCCAUCGGAACUCACUAACUCAGCUAUACUUAAUUUUGUUGAAGUAGGAAAAUUAGUUUUUGUCAGGGUCGGAACAAUUCUGAAGUAUAGUCAGUGAUUUCACAAUAAAAAUACAAUGAAAUUUAAUACUACUUUAAUUUAACUUAAUACUUACUUAAAAUUUAUAUUCAAU
Branchiostoma belcheri (Belcher's lancelet) is the source of this 1950-nucleotide messenger RNA. Its product is annotated as N(G),N(G)-dimethylarginine dimethylaminohydrolase 1-like. Gene Ontology annotation, biological process: arginine metabolic process; positive regulation of nitric oxide biosynthetic process. The coding region runs from base 127 to 993 and encodes 288 amino acids. The record is from RefSeq and is a predicted model, not a curated record. Lineage: Eukaryota; Metazoa; Chordata; Leptocardii; Amphioxiformes; Branchiostomatidae. The transcript has 6 exons. Gene Ontology annotation, molecular function: amino acid binding; dimethylargininase activity.